Molecule: messenger RNA, 1498 nt
Organism: Bradysia coprophila
Lineage: Eukaryota; Metazoa; Arthropoda; Insecta; Diptera; Sciaridae
Product: adipocyte plasma membrane-associated protein-like
Cellular component (GO): endomembrane system
Molecular function (GO): hydrolase activity
Source: RefSeq, a predicted model, not a curated record
CCAUUUUCAGGCGAACAGUUCGACAGUAUCAGUUGGAUAAUGAACUUGAAAGAUUAAAUAAUUCGUCGAACGUUGAAAUUACUGUGGUUCUUGAAGUGUUUCAAUUUAAGUAGAUGCAGUUAAAAUUAGUUUUUUGAAUCAAAUAGUUCGAUAGUUCCGUCUAUUUCUUUAAAAUCAUUCACAAUGCAGAAAACGGCUGUCAUCGUUGCUAUUUUUGUAUCCUAUUUAACGUUUGGACCGCCCAAUCAAUAUCUAAUUGAUAUUGAACCGAUAGCUUACAGCGCCAACCUAUUUCCAUCGUUUGAUGGUCCACUAGAACACAACACAAUACUGUCCGGUGCUGAGCAUCUACCAGUCAAAAUUCAUGGUCCCGAAUCUCUUGCCGUCUGGGACAACAAAAUAUACACCGGCACAUUUGGCGGGCUCGUGGUUCGCGUUGACGAAGACAAGGUUGUGCCAAUUGCAAAAAUCGGCAAUGGUAAAUGUGAUGCGGAUUCGAAACUUCAGGAAUGCGGUCGUCCAUUAGGCAUACGUUUCAAUUCGAAAGGAAUACUUUAUGUGAUCGACGCAUUCCAUGGGCUACAUAUGAUAGAUUCUGUAACUGCACCGAAUCCGAAAGUGACUCAGCUUCUUGCCAUCUCGGCUACUAAAAAUUUACCUGGCGGUGAAUCGGUUUUCUUCGACGAUAUAACUCUUGAUGAAGGUGCGGGCACCGAUGGCGGCGAUGUGAUUUACCUUAGCGAUGUCAGUACGAAAUGGGAUUUGUUGCAUGGUACCGUUGCUCUCAUCGAGCAUGAUAAGAGCGGACGCCUAUUGAAGUAUGACAUCAAUGCCCGCAAAGUGACCGUUGCUGGUACCGAUUUCGUUUUUCCUAAUGGUGUGCAGAUCACUGACAGCAAGGACGCUGUCAUCGUCUGUGAAUUCGGUCUUCGAAGACUCACGCGAACUUUUAUCAAAGGUCCCAAGACUGGUAAAACAGAGUUUUUUGCCGCACUUCCCGGCGAAUGCGACAAUAUAAGGCGAAGUGCGAAUCGGGAUCAGGAAACGUAUUGGGUAGCCUAUGCAUCAGUCAGAAACGCUUCCACUCCCUUGAUGGCAGAUCGUUUAGCUGACGUACCAUUGUUGAGAAAAUUUUUGGUUCGUCUUGCAUUUCUUAGUAGUACGGCCAUCGAAAAUGUUGGCAAUGUUUUUAACAUCGAGCAGCUGCAAUCGUUGGGACAUUCACUCAAACCGACAAUAGACAAAGUAUUUUUACUCUAUGCAACGAAUUACGGGAUGAUUACAGAAGUGAAUGCCAACGGUAAAAUAAUUACCGCGUAUUCUAGUCCGGAUGGCCAGACUACACAUUUAUCGGAAGUGUUGGAAGUGAAAGGUGAUAAGGGUGAACGAAUUUUAUAUAUUGGAUCGUAUUCGAAUUCCUAUCUGGCCCGUCUUGUUAUACGAAAAUAAUUUUUGAUUUCAUUAAAUGGUGUGACCUGUACUCAGUCACUGAACUCCA